Messenger RNA from Nasonia vitripennis (jewel wasp), 2930 nucleotides. Its product is annotated as protein CDV3 homolog. NCBI's taxonomy places the organism in Eukaryota, Metazoa, Arthropoda, Insecta, Hymenoptera, Pteromalidae. The record is from RefSeq and is a predicted model, not a curated record. The transcript has 3 exons. The coding region runs from base 593 to 1366 and encodes 257 amino acids. Gene Ontology annotation, cellular component: cytoplasm.
GAGUGUAUGUGUGCGCUGCGGAAGGAAAGAAAAACGAGUUGCGAGCGCGCCACUACUGGCGUCAUUGUGCGCAAAAGUGGGACUUCCGGUUCGAUCGCAGGGAGAGAGAGAGAGAGAGAGAGAGAGAGAGAGAGUGAGAGAGAGAGAGAGAGAGAAAGCAGUCAGUACAGGCAAGAGCAAGCCCAUGUGGUUGAACUUGCUCGAGCAGGAGUACGGCAGGAGCAUCCACGCGCGCGGACAGUGAGUUUGCAAAAACGACGUCGCUGUCGAGUUCGGAGCACGCCUCAGCGUUGUCCGGAUAAUCUCGCAUCUCUCUCUCUCUCUUUCCCUCUCUUUCGAUCCGUGCGCGCGUGCGUGUGUGCGUGAGAGAUCCUCCUCCGUACACCAGUACAGACUCGUAGAGUCGCACGGACUACUGCUGCUGCUGCUGCUUUGCACGAACCACGUCGUCGUCUUGCGAGCGAGCAGCGCUUGUUUCCCGGCGUGAGUCUACUGCUGUCGAGAUCAAGACGGAUCCCACAAGGCGCAGAGGGCCCAGAACGUGUAGCGAAGGUAUAGCCGACGGAUAGGAUCGAAGAAGCACAGCGAGAAUAUGGCAGACGCAGACCUGGACGAUUUCUUCGCCAAGAAGGACCGGAAGAAGGCCAAGGGCAAGAAGUUCACCACCACCGAGGAGAUAGCCAAGAAGCUCGAGGAGAAGAAGAUUGAGAAGCCCAAGGCCAAGGAGAAGCCAGUCAACCCCGAGGGCGGCGACGAGAUUCAGCAAGUCGAAGAGGAAGAGGAGGAAUGGAAGGAAUUCGAGGAGGAGAAGAAGGACUACACGGGUCUGAAGAUUGGAAAUCUUAAUGUGGUGGAAAAGGUUGACAAGAAUUUCGACGAUGAGAGAAAUGCUGGAGAGACUGGCUCCGAUGGAGAGUCAGGCGAUGGCGAUGGCAAGCACUCAGGCCCCUGGAAGAAGGCUGACGCGCCAUCUCAGACAGCUGAGCCAGAGCCUCAGCCACCGCGUCCACAGCCAGUUGCUGCUCCCGCACCUGCUGCUGGAACUGGUUCCAGCAGUUACAGACCUCCGCACGUAAGAAACCCUCCACCAUCCUACGACAGAGAUCGUCCCAUUGGCCGCCCCAGAGGAAAGAACAUUGCUCCUGAUAUAAACAGCGAAGAAUACUUCCCAACGCUCAACUCCAAGCAGCCCGCCAAUGAGGCGACCGGAGCAUGGGGUAGAAAGAAGAGAGACGAAGGUACGUUCGAGGAGGUGCGCAACCGAGGUGGAACAUACAGAACAUACAGUACGCCGGAAACUCAAUCUCAAGCACCCAAGUUGUCGUUAGGAAACAAAUAUGGUGCACUGCCACAAGAUCAAAGCUGAAAGUGACAAAUUCUAACCUGUCGAUCGAUAAUCAACAUAUACGUUACCGCCUCGCUCCGUUUCGUGGCCCAGUUUGCGCCAUAAAACAAAUUUUAUAGGCUAACAAUAAUGCAUACCGUUUAUGCAUACGUAUUUAUUCGCCACUCUUCGUUUUUAACGUAAAUCUGUUGGUUUUUUUUUAGAGUUGAAGUUCUUUUUUAAUUGGUUAGCAAAUUGCAUUAAAGAUGCUGGUGUUGAUGAAGGUUGCACGACUUUCAAGAAUUAAAUAAACGAAAAAUUCAAUCUUCUAUGCUUGAUGAUUUGUCGUAAUUUAGAGAUAUUAAUGCCGGUAGAGCGACGUGGCUGCAUUUGUCAACAAAAGCAAAACUUAUAGAGUAAGUAAAAGAAAACACGUAAAAUUAUUAUUACUCUUAGAAAAUAGUGAGAUUCCGGGGCUGGGCUUCGGAACGGUGCCGCAAACGUGAACUGUGUGCAAGUAAAAAUAACGGAAAAGAAAACAAAACUAUAUCAAUGUGAAAAGAAGAUAGAGAGCUACUGACGAAAACAAAACAUAAGGACGAUUUUAAGGAGGUAAACGUGUGUAUGCUUUUGUUGACGCUUGUUUAAUUAUAUUUGUUAGGUUAGAGUUCUUUUUUUUAAUACUGUAAAAAUAAAAGUAAGGAGGAAGGAUGACGGAUAGGAAAGAGACCAAUCAAAUGUGGGAUUUGUUCUUGUUCUUUGGAAAUUAUCGAGGUGCUAAAGAGAAAGUUAUUGAUUUAAAGAAAUAAACCUAAUGAAUUUCACAAAGUGUAUGACAGAAAGUUGUGAUUAUUUAUGAUAAAUUCCUGUAGGAAGCUUGUACACGAACUGCCUGAAAAGCAUUUCAAACUUUGUGCAUAUGGUGCCUCGUUGAGAGUCUCAGAUAGAUGGACUGUAUAGAGUUUAAUAAAAAAGUUGAGAAAAAACUAGUAAAAUAUUCACGACGAUGAGUUCGCAGUGAGCAUAGGCGACGCUUUUUGUUUUACUUAUUUACAAAAUGCAUCGCUGCGCACUAACUUGUGCAUAUAAGACUUACUAAUUUUUUUUCACCAAUUUUUGUAUAACUUUCCCAUUAACGAAAAGAGUUAUCCGAUGAAUAAGAGUCACACAGCGUAUCCUCUUUUUCACUGGAUCGACAUUGCAUUCGUCAUAUGUAUUCCUUAGUGAGUGUUUUAGAGAAAUUUUUUUUACCGAGUCCUUCCUCAAGCCGUUGUCAUAGUCUGUAAAGAAUUUACACAAUGCCGUGAUCGCUACGCGAUCAAAAGUUGCUCUUUGAACAACAAUAGAGAAAAUGUGAAGCUCUAAAGAAAGACUAAUCUGUGUAGAAAAAGAUGCGUCUUUUGUUAUAAAACAGCGAGCGAAGUUCAUGAUUUAGCGCCAUUGAAGCUGGAGAGAGGAAAGAUAACGCGAUUAAGAGACAAAGAAAAGAACAUUGUUAAAGUGUUAAUGUAAGAACAAUAAUUAAUAUGCGUAUUGCGAAUCACGAGUGGCAUAAAAGACAGCAGUCCAAGACCUUAACAAUAAUAAAAAAAACAAAAACAAAAUA